Messenger RNA from Pteropus alecto (black flying fox), 8603 nucleotides. RefSeq lists its product as uncharacterized. The record is from RefSeq and is a predicted model, not a curated record. Lineage: Eukaryota; Metazoa; Chordata; Mammalia; Chiroptera; Pteropodidae. The coding region runs from base 1416 to 2435 and encodes 339 amino acids. The transcript is spliced from 2 exons.
CAGCUGGUGGAUAAGAGAUGACAACUGGGAGGUGUCAGAAGCCUAUCUAGACAGGAUAGGUGGGUCUUAGCUGAGAGAGUGUGAAAUGCAUUACUUAGAAUGUGUAUACAAGUGUGUGUUUGUGUGUUUACAUGUGUGUAUGUGGUUGUACAUGUAUGUAAAUAUGUGUUUUACCUCGAGUGUGGUGGUCAAGAAUUUGGGCUUGGCCAUCUGGGUUCUAAUUCUGGCUCCAGCACUGCUAGCCGUGUAACACUUGGGCAAGUUACUUGACUUCUCUGGGCCCUUAGUGUUCUCGUCCGUGAGAUGGGAUAAUAAUAGAACAUACUGCAUGGGAUGCUGUGAUGACAUAUUUUGUGUACAUACAUAUAUGGUUCAGAACAGGUCCUGGCCCAUAGUAAGCACUGUAUCAGUAUUAGCUAUUAUUAAGUGUGUUCUUGGCUUCUGAUGAAGUCCAGGCCUGGGAGGGGCGAUGGUGGCAGGGAAGGUGGGGGUGACCAGCCAGGUUGCUUGCGUCCGGCUUGCCUCUCACAUCCUCCCCCUGUUCAUCUCACUUCUAGCCCACCGUAGACCAUGACCUAAUCCAAUAGGUCUUCCUCUCUGUCUCUCCCCUGCCCUGCCCUACACUGCCCUGCCCUGGGCUGGGGGCCAGGGGAUGUGCUUUAAUUGUCCAAAAGCUUUUUAGCAGAAUCUGAAUUCAUUGUUUGCCUGCCAGCGCACUGGGGCCCUGCUCAUAUAUAAAUACCUGGACAAUGUGCUCAGUUUUGGCUACCCGUCCCGUGGUUGGCAGCGAUUUCAUCCUGUGCCCUUGGAAAAUCACUGGGGUGGAAGAUGUUGGGAGUAGGGGAUGGGGUGGAGGGAAGCCCGUGGGGCAAACGAGGCCUCCAUUCCUAACCCAUGGGGUAGCCAGUUCAGCCCGACGGAGCUCAGGCACAGUGCUUUCCAGGGGUCUGGGCCCCUGCUCUCCAGAGCAUCACAGGGAAGCAUAUGCAGCCCUCCCUACAAUACUUUUGGAGUGAGCCACUCCUUUGCCCUAUGCUAAUAACUGAGCUGCAUCACUGCUCUGGACUGCUCUGAGUGAGUGCUAUCAAGGGUUCCUGGUCCCAGCACCUCAGGACUGGGCCGCUGCAUUGUGUCCUUGUACUACACUGCAUCUCAGCCCUGCACUGCAUGACCGAGCUGGGAUUCUGCAUUGCAUUGGCUCUGUGGACUCUCCUGGGUUUCUGCGGGCUCCGUCUCUGCAUGGUCCCAUUGUACUGUACCUCCGUCCUGCAGUUGUAUGGCCAUUUGUGUCUUUGCAGCUCUCUUCUGUGUGGUCUUACUCUAUCAGCCAUCACUGUGGCAUGGGGCUUGUAGACUCUCCUAGAAUUUGGGCAUAGCUCCUAGCAGUGCACCACUGUGCUGUGCCAACAGAUGGCAUGCCACCACAACACUGCAUCUUGCAUCAUAUGGCAUCUCUGUACUGCACUGCAUUAUUGCAGUGGGCAUCCACACUGCACUGGUUAUGUGGACGUCCUGAGUUUUUGGGCACAGCCCCUCUGCAUUCUACUAUUUGCACUGCACCAACACAGUGCAUCUUUGCCUCACAUAGCUCUUCCGUCCCACCGCCUCGCUGCACUGCCCUGGAUCCGUGCCUGCGCCUGGCCCAGCGCUUCACACUGCACCACUGCUACUGUAAUCUGCCCGCUGUGGGGUCCUGGCCUUUCUGUGUAUUACCACCGAGGUGUCGGAUGGUGGCCUUGCCCAGGUUUCUCUUGGCAGCCCCAGUUGAGCGACAUCUUUGUAUGGAACGUCCUCACUCCAUGCACCUCCACCCCUCCUUGCAUGCUGUGCAGGGGAUCUAUACUUACACUGCAGUUUGGAGCCACUUUGGUGGGCUUUGGGACUGGCCUGAGUUUUUAUGGGCAGCAUCUUUGCACGGUACCCAGUGCUGCAUCUGCACUGCACAGCAUUACUGCGCCAGACCUGAACCCUGCACUGUACCUGCUCACUGUUGGGUUGUGUGCACUCUGCUGGAUCUCAGGACCCAGAGCCCUUGCAUUGAAUUUACUGCUCCACACAGCACCGUCACUGCAUUCCAUGUUUGUACCACUUUCUGCCCCCGCAUCUACACCUACUCUGCUCCUCGGGACUGUGUCGAGCUUGUAUUCUGGACUGGGUUUCCACAUCCAGCAGUUCCUUCUGCACUGCACCACAUCCUUCUCGUCCUUGUAUCUCUGGGCUGUUCUACAUGCCUACAGCGGACACAAAAUCAUUUCCGUGAGAAUUUUUGGAGCGCCAACUAUGUGCCUAGCCCUGGGCUAGUGUCUGGAGGGGGAGAAGUAUGUGUGAGCUUGAACUUAGCACCUGGGCAUUCCUACAAACACCUAUCACUUAGCACUGGGCGCCAGCCCAGUGUACCACUAAAUGCACUGCACUGGUGGGCUGUGCCUUUGUGAAGUUGUGGGUCAUGCCAAUGAUGGAUGGGGCACCUCUACGCUGCAUCAUGGCACUGACCAGUUCUGCAGUUCUGUUCCAUGUGCUGUUCCAAGUGUCUGUAUCGGGGGCUGUGCACACUGUGUGCUCUGCUUCCCUGUGUUGUAUAACUGCAUUCUGCCUCUGUACAGUGUGGCACUCCUGCCCUAUACCCUCAGCACACCACACCAUGGCACUACCUAGCCCUCGCUCUUCACGGGACAGUUAGAAAGUAUAGAUCUUCACACUGCACUGUGUUUUCAAAUGACACAGGGUGUCUGCACUGCAAGGGUCUAUGUACUCUUUGCCCAUUGUACCUCUAUACAGCACAGGUACCCCAUUCAGCCCUUUGCCUCUGUGUGGAGUCUGAUUCUAUCCUGUGCCUUCCCAUAUACUGCCAAUAUGGCAGCCCUGCCCAUAACUUUGGGAUUUGGGGAUGUAUAUUGAUCAGGAAGAUGGGGAGUGGGUCUGGCUUAAGUUCCCCCUGAUACAGUUAGCUUCCUUCUAUCCUCAGUGGAGAUGGAAGGAUGUUGGCAUUGCUGGGUUCAGUGUUGGCUCCUGUAGGGAUCCCAGCUCAUCUUAUUCUUCCUGCGGCAUGCUCUGGGUGAUCUCCCUGGUGGCAGCUUUUGGAGAGCCCUGGCUGAAAUCUGGAUGUUUUGAUCUGGACGAGGAGAGCAUGAAGUGGGCUGGGUCACUCAGCUGGAGACAUGGUCCUUGAGCUUGGGUGGGGUUCGUUGGGGUCAGACUCUCUGGGAUCAUGGGGUCAAUAGCCCAGCCACUGUUGGCCAUCUACUCUACACAGGGUUUAGGGAUGGGGUUCAAAGGUACAGAGACAGUCCCUAACCUCCGGAAGGGAGGAGGUAGCUGUUAGGUCUGAGUUAGAUCGGUAGUUGGGAUGGAUGGGACUGGGUUGGGCAAGAAUGUCCAGGGGGUGAGGCCAGUGUGGGUUCCAGGGCUGGGCGGGGCUACCUAGAGUAGGGGUGUGGCUUUGAAUGAUGAAAUAGACCUGUGUUGUCACUGGGAUUGUAUUUGGGUUCCCCAGGCCAGGGUUGGGGCUGUGCAUGAGAUUGGGUGUGAUCCCAGCCCUUAAAUGUGUAAUCUUUUGGGAGAAGCUUUGUUUCUCCUGGGGCCACCCUUGGGAACUGGAAGUUCUAUUGGCAAACCAAAGGAAACAAAAAUCUCCUUGCAAACAGACUCUGUUUACCUAGGGUCUUCAGAAAACAGCUGGCCGACGCAGUUGACACAGAGCACGAUUCUCUGUCUGGUGGUCAGGAAAGUCUAGUGCUCACAUUGUCGUAGUGCUCACACGCACACACCCACACCAACACCCACAAACACACAUGCACAACUUCUCUCUACCCUGCCACGUACACUCACCUUCUCCCUUAGGCAUGUGCUUAUCACUGGAUAUGCUCAUAUACCUCUGCACAUAAAUGUAUACCUACACUGUACCCACAACUUCACAGCACACUGCCUGGGAUGCCCAUGUUCACCCUCGCCUCUCCCCCAUAGCCUCUCUCUCUGCCCUCAGGUAAUUCUUGCUCACAUGCAUACUCAUACAAAUGGAAUCAGAAUUCUGGAGGCUGAAGCAGGCUUAGAGGUCACCUGGUUCUCCAUUCUCAUUUCAUAAGUGAGGAAGCAAGGAUUCAGAGAGGGCAAGCCACCUGCCCAAGGUCACACAGGGGGUUAGAGGAUCAGCAAGAAUUAGAUCCAGGUCUCCUGCCUCCCAGUUGAGUACUUACAAGUUGGUAUCAGCCUGUUACUCUCACAGCCAUGCACACACACACACACACACACACACACACACGCGUGCACGUGCGCGCGCACCAUAUGAAAACACAUCCACGUGGAAGGGUAGAGAUCCUCAUACCAGGCUUACAUCCAGGGGACUCUCUCCCACACUCUGACUCCUCCUGCAGAGAUUGCUUUGCCCCUUACAUCACCCCAUCCAGAGCCCAGCCGGAUGUGGAUAAACCAUCCUCCUGCCUUCCCAAAUUGUGGCUGACGGUUGCUCAGGCAACCGCCUGCCAGAUUGGGGAGAUUAGCUGAGGAAUGUAGCUGGGCCAGUUUGAGUUGAGGCUGGGGGUCCUGCUUUGAUUCAUCCCACCCUCUCUGGGAGGUCCUGGCAGAGAUGGGGUACCCCAGGUGGGGCCUGGUUUUCUUCCUGUCCCUAGUCCAGUUGAGACUGUGUCCCCAAAGCUUAGACUAGGCUAGGGGAAGGGAGUGUGUGUGUGUGUGUGUGUGUGUGUGUGUGUGUGUGUGUGUGAAUAUUUGAGUGUGGGCCAGUGUGUGUGUGUGUAUGUAUGUGUGGUGCAUCUCCUUGGGUAAGAUUGGAGUGUGUGCUAUUUGCAUCCAGCAUGGGGACUUGAGGCCCUUUUCCUUACCAAUUCCUGACAUCUGACUCUCGACCCUUUGGUGGCUUGUCCCACUCCUCAUCCUAUAGUGCCCUCUGGAGAAGUGAUCUGCCCUCCUGAUGGUUUAUAGGCUAUAUCACUUGUCUCAUCUGAAUCCAAGCGCUACUGGCUCAAACACCUACUGUGGCUUCCCAACUGAAAAGGAGGCCAAACUCUCCAUCCUGGCAUUUAAGGCCUCUUUUAUGUAAUCUCGACCCUCCUCCCUCCCAGUCUCAUUUCCCACUGUUACCCCAAUCUGGGCUUCUCUCUGUGCCCUGGAGGAACUCUGUGUUUACGCACUGCCUUCCCCUGCCUCCGCUGGGCCCUUUGCCUCAAAUGCCCUUCCACUCAUCUCUACUGGUCAGAAUGACAGCGAUCCUUCCAGGCUCUGCUUAGGUGCACCCGCCUCCAGAAAGCCUUCCUCUGCUCCCACCCUCCUCCCUUGGAUGUCCCUUGUGGCCUGUCAUUUGUUUUAUUCCCUUACUCCUUACUCAUACCAGGAGGUCUGAGGGCAAGGUGGAGUCUUAACCAUGUGUAUGCCUCUAAUAGUGACAGCCUGGGACCUGCUUUGUACUGUUAUUGCACUGAAUUGUUCUGUGAAUGGCACUGAAUUAACACAUGUGGGCAGCAGUAUACCAGGGCCUGAUUUUGUUUUUGCCUAGUCUCCUCGAAUAAAGAUAGGUGGCUUAAGUCCCAGCUCCUGGGACUAAAGGCGUGGCUCCAAGCAAGCCACCUAUUAUUUCUGUGCCUCAGUUUCCCUCUGUUAAACAGGAACAAUAAUAGUACUUACCUUCUGAGUUGCUGUGAGGGUUCACCAGCACAGGUGGUCACGGCGGUGAGUGGCAGCCCUCGUGGUGGUGUUGAUGUGUGUGUACAUGUCUGUGUUGACAUCUGUGUUGAUGGACUUGAGAGGGAUACCACUCUCGCUCUGAACCCAAAGUCUGAUCUAGCUUUUUACUCCAGGAUGGUGGCCUCUGGCAGGAGUUGGUCUCUAGCAGGAGCUGAGACUUGGCUUUGGGGAUCUUGGCUACUGAAUCUUCUAGACUGGAGGUGAUGAGGCCUAGGAGGGCUGAUUGUUCCCAACCCAGGGUGAGCUGGGGAAGAGAUGAGGGUGGGGCUCGCCUUGGUAAGCCUGGCCCCAGAGAUGUUACCCUAUAAGGGCUGUGGCUGGGAUGGGCCUUGCCCAGAGACACGGGGCUGGGGACGGACACAGACCAGGGAGUCGUUCUCUCUGGAGGCCACUCUGGAUGUGGUUAGUCAGCCAGGGAGGUCACCCUGGCUGGGGUCAGUUGUAGGAAUUAUUUGGCAGAGAUCAGGGGUCACUCUGGCCAUGGUCAGCAGGUCUGGGGUUAGUCAUUCAGUCUGUUGGUCAUCUGGCUUAAGUCAGAUGGUUUGGCAGUCCUCUGGAUGACAAUGGGGCCACUAUGGCCAGGGAAAAUCAGCUUGGGGCCGCUCUGGCUCAGGUCUAUCUGUCUGGGUGGGGUCACUUACUUGGGUUAGUCAGGCAGGGGGCUACUCUAAGGUCAGUUGGUAUUGGGGUCUCUCUGACCAGGUCUGUCAGUCUGGGAGUCCUGGCAGCUCAUGUGGCCUGGCUUAGGAUGGACAGAAGGAAGCCAAGGAACUGGCACUCCCAGGCUUGCCCCAGGGCCAUGUGUGAGACAUCUGGGGCAGCUGCCUUGUUACUUGCAAAGGAACAGGAAGGACCUGAGCCCCAGCCAGGGCUCUAAAUCCUGGGCUUCCCUUUUUGGCAGUCCCUCUGCUUCAGGGAGGCCUUGGCUAAGACCCUCAGGAGCAGACUCAGCUCAGGCUGAAUGAAAUCAACUAUAGCCUUCUCUAGGAAGCCCUCUCUGACCAUCCCAACUGGCCAUGUCCUCUCUCUCUGCUGUGCUGUGUGGAUCAUUUUCUAGUGGGAGAGCUGAGGCCCUCCCAGAACAGAUGGGGUUAAAACCCACCUCCUAUAGGCUACAGCCACUAUGCUGACCAGAGAUUUUCACACAAAGAGGCAAAGAGCUCAGUUCAGGUCCUGCCCCAGCUCUGGAGAGCAGCUUCUGUUAUUUCCUCCCAUCCAUUCAGUGUCAGCCUCGUGCCCACUUCUCAUCAUGAUUUUACACUCUGGUGAGGUCCAAGAAAAGUAAAGGUAAAGGGUGAGCCCUUUUGUGCCUGGCUCUGCUGGAUGUGUUUCCAGAUGCUACUUCAUGUGAUCUGCAUAACAACUUAGAGAAGUUCCUGCUACAGAUGAAACAAGAGCCUCUUAAAGUGUCACUGGCUGUGUCUGCAGAUGCCCAUCACUGUGCUUGGCAUGGGGCAGUCACUCCUCAAUUACUGCCUAUUUCUCUUACAUCCUCUUCUUGAACCUAGGAAGCCGCUCAGGUUUGCUCCUUCUCAUAGUGAAAGCUUUUCUGGUGGGCAGUGUGGACUUUGGCAACUGACUGAUAUGGGUUCAAAUCCUUCUGUUACUCACGUAGACUUAAGUAGCACACGUGAGGAGCUGCUAUUUCCUGAGUGCUUGCAUGUGUAGGCAUUGUGCUGAGUGGACCCCUGCACUGAAUCCACAGCAAUCCCAUGUGUGGAUGGGGAAACUGAGGCUCAGAAAGGUGAAGUGACCUGCCUAGUCACAAGGGUGGCAAAUUGCAGAGUCAAGAUUCAAUCCUAAGUGUGUCUGAUGCCAAAGGCCACUCACUCAUCUACCAUGUUAUGCUGUGGACAAACCCUUUACCCCUUAGAGCCUCAGGCACCUCAUCUGUCAAAUGGGGAGAAGUACCAGUGGCUGGCAGGCACUCAGGACAGGGGCUGGCACAAUUCGUGCCUGCUUCCUCACCACUCGCUCAGGUGUUUUCCUGGUCUCAGAUGCUUUAGACUACCCCCCAUGGGUCUCUAAACACUGAGGUUCAGGAGUGAGUUCAGGGGCCAGUGAGCAGUUACUUUCUGAACCAGUGGCGUUUAUUAGGUGCCUGACUCGAGGCUUUGAUGAGCUAGCUGAGAUUUAUGGACCUCAUUACCAACCAAAGACCUCACAUCUAUUUCAAUCUCUUUUUCCUUCUCCUCUUCUCAUUUAAACUGUAAAUAUUGGAUCCAAAUCUUGAGACUUUGCUUCCUCUAGUUAUGUGUGUACCCAGUCCACACAUGACUAUGUUUUUGCAUGUCACAUUUCUGCAGGCAGAGAACUAAGUCGGGUGACUUUGGGCAAUGAUUGAAUUUCUUAAGCUCAUCUGUCAAAUAGGAGUAAUAGUGGUACCUACCUCAGAGGGUGAGGCCUGAAUGAGACUUUGCACCUAGAGCAUUUAGCACUGUUCAGGGCUUGUCGUAAGUCUGAGAUGAUCGGUGGCCAUUGUUGAUUUUAAGGAAAUACCUCAGGGCUGGUUUAGGGCAUUCAUGACUCUGCCCAUCCCGGAGCUCAUGAUCCGUCUUCUAUGCAGAAGAUGGAGGGGUAGAUGAUGGGACACUGACUAGCAGUCAAGAGAGUUCAGUUCAAAUCCCACCUCUAUCACUAACUAGUUGUGUGAUCUUCAGGAAGUCAUUCAGCCUCUUUGGGCUUUGGUUUUCUCAUCUGUAAAAUGGAGAUAAUUAUAGCCCUAUUCUCACGAGUUGUUGCGAGGCUCUAGUGAUAUAAUAAUGGUAACUAGUUUUUGUUGAGGAGGGUCUUUGAUGGGUGGUUGAGCAGUUGGGGGUCCUGGAGAUUACUGAGGAGUCUGGUAUUGGGAAGAGACAGUGAAAAGAGGGCCAUGGUAGGCGGAUAGGGUGAAGGAGGGAGAGUUUUGU